Molecule: messenger RNA, 3962 nt
Organism: Alosa alosa (allis shad)
Lineage: Eukaryota; Metazoa; Chordata; Actinopteri; Clupeiformes; Clupeidae
Exons: 17
Coding region: 247-3645 (1132 amino acids)
Molecular function (GO): protein binding
Source: RefSeq, a predicted model, not a curated record
UGGCCAGUGCGGAGCGCCCUGCGGUCCUCGUGCUGGACGGCCUGGACGAGUUGUCCGAGGAGCAUCAGGCUGAUGUGUCCUGGCUGUGUGGGCCCCUUCCUCUACAUGUCUAUGCCAUUCUCUCUGCCACCACAAACUCCACUGCUGCCCUGGAACUGCAGAAACGUUCUCAUGCCCAGGUGAUUUAUUUGCCUCCCCUCACCCCUGAGGAGGUCUCCCAGGCCCUGGAGCUCAUGCUGGAGGCAGAUGGCCGGAGGCUUCAGCCCCAGCAGUGGCAGCUGCUCCAGCAGGCCUGCCUCUCCUGCCCUUCCCCUCUCUUCCUGGAGGCCGCCUGCUUCGAGACCAGGGCCUGGAGUUCUUUCUCUCCCCAGGAGAGGCUCAUCCUGCCCGGGGACCUGGCGAAGCUCUACGGGGCCUUGCUCGCCCGACUGGAGCGCGAGCACGGAGAGCAGCUGGUGCGACGGGCCGCUGUGCUCAUCGCUCUCCCGCGCCGGCGUCACCGAGGACGAGCUCCUGGAGCUCCUGGAGCGCGACUCCCAGGUCCUCCGUGAGGUGGACACCCCGUCCCAUCAGCCCUCAACAUCCUCAUCCUCAUCUGACAGCCUUCCCAGAGUGCCGAGCGUGCUGUGGGCGCACCUGCGCCGGGCCUUCGGUCCUCACCUGACGGAGGUGGAGAGCGACGGCACCUGGCUCCACCGCUGGAGCCACUUGGAGUUCGGCCGCGUCGUCGUGCAGCGCUACCUGCGCUCCGAGGACUGCAGGAGGGUCGUGCAUGCCGACUUCGCAGACUACUACAGAGGACGCAUCAGCGGGAGGCACACUGAGGUCUUCCAGCCUUUGGCCUGGGUCUUAAACGAGGGAGAGGAGCGCAGGAAGAAUUACGUGUUCAACCUGCGGAAGCUCCAUGGGCUGCCCUACCACCUGGUCCACUCGGGUCAGAUCAUGCCCCUGAUGGACGAAUGUAUUUUCAACUACGAGUUCCUCUUGCACAAAGCGUGGGGUCUGUCUGUGCUUCACAUCGAGGAGGACCUGAAAGCUGCUGUUAUACCAGAUAAGGAGCUGCUGGAUGUACAGGUGUUAUCGCAGGUGCUGCUCCUAUCCAGGGCCGUUCUCCUGCAGGACCCAUGCCAGCUGGCCUCUCAGCUUUUGGGCCGUCUGGCCCAGAUAGUCUCCCAAGACAAACCAGUGGCUCCAGGGGAUCCAUACAAAUUCACCUACCUGCACAGCCUGCUUGCCCAGUGCCAGCGCUCCUCUCUGCCUACUCUGGUGCCCUCCUUCACCUGCCUGCUGCCCCCUGGUGGUUUGGUGUACACCCUGAUUACUGGUCACACAACUCCAGUUACUGCCAUUGCGGGAGGUCAACAUGGCUCUAUCGUGGUCACAUGUUCCAGUGAAGGGUCAUUGAGGCUGUGGGACCUGGAGCUGGACAGUGUGGUGCAGAUGCCAACUGGGAACGAGAAUCUUUUAGUGGCAGACUCCCUGACUCUGUGCUUGAGCGAUCGCCUGGUGGCCAUCACCAAAGGGCACUGCCUCCAGGUCAGAGAGCUGUCUUCUGGGAAGGUGCUGUACUCCGAGAGCGAGUCUUUGGAUGUUCCCGUGGUUACCUGCGCAUCUGAGGGAAAGCUGCUGGUGGUCUUCUAUGACGGGAGUCAAAUGGUGAAGGCAUUUGACCUGACGGCCUCCUGUAAGCUCUUGUGUCGCACCAGCAUCGCCCUGGAGUCCGAUCCUAUCCACAAAGACCGGUCCAUCCUGGUGUCCCGCAAUUCGGUCAAAGACAAUGUGCUGUUUGCCUACAGAAGUGGUAGGGAGGCCGCCGUGCUCAGUGCCCGAGGAGGAUCUGUUGUGGCUACAUUGAAAGCCCAGCAUCCAUCUGCUACCAUACAGGCAGUGGAAAUGACCCCUCACUAUCUACUGGUCUUCUGCAGCUACCCGUAUAAAAGCCAGGGUGAUAUCAUCCACAUCGAGCUCUUCAGCACGACCACCUUCCAGUAUCAGCGCUCCAUCCUGGGUUGUGGUCAGGACCUCGUUUCCCAGCUAACUGUCACCAGGGCUGGAUCCCACGUUGUGGCCUUUUGCCCCUCUGCUCGCAGUGGCACCACUGACAUCAUCGUCUGGAACCUCGAGACGGAGGACCACAAGCACCUUGCACGCUUUCCAGGAUUGAUCGCUCAGGGGAUGUGCUUUGACCUGCGGUUCUGCCUGGGGUUCUGCCGAGGUGAAAGGUUCCUGAGGCUGUGGAACCUUGUCUCUCGGCUCAACGACCAGAGCCUCACCUACAACAGUCACCGAGUGAGGAGAGAUGGCACCAAGGAGGUCAUCCCUUUGGGCAAGGUCCCCAGGUACGUGUUGUGCAGGAGCAUGCGUCCCGGCACCAUACGGGUAUGGAACGUCGCACGUCCUCGGUUGGCAGGGCACCCAGUGAGGGUGGAGCACGGCCUGUUCACCAACACAGAUGUGGCGUUGGCACGCGACCUCAAACUCUACAUCCUGACGGGCAGGGGAACCUCCAGCUUCACAGAAUCAGCCACUCCUGUCUACCAGACAUUGUUGGUGUAUGACCUGCUGAAAAGGAGCUAUAUAAAAAAACAGACGGGGCUCUUCGUAGUGCCUUGUCCACAGAAUGACUACACCAUGCUGAAAGACCAAGUUCUCUUGGGCCUCUCGGACACCAGGGACCAUCUCAUUUUGUGGGAUCUGGACUCUGGAUACAUCAAAGGUCGGAUCAAGCCGUCUCACAAAGAAUCUCUGCUGUCCAACACACCAGUGAGAGACAGGAAAUCCCAGAUCAUCCCAGUUAAAGAUCACAAAGUAUUCCAGCUGGUGAUGCCCUGGGACCGGCGCAUGGAGACGCACACGGCAAAGAGGAGACGCUUGGAGAGGGAGGCGCAGAGGGAGAAGGAGGAGCAGUGGCGUCUGGACCAGGAGAAAUUCAACGCCGUGGACCAGUACCUCCUCAGUGGAGACGAACAGGUAGUGGUGUGCUCGUACUUUGCUCACCAUCUGAGUGUGUUCUGUAUGAGCACCCUGGAUCACAUGCACACCCUGGAGGACCGCUCCUCUCUGCUGAACCUCCAGACAGCUGCUCUCACACACACCGGCGGGCACCUGGUGAUCAGCAACUACAGCGAGGCGCAGCACACCCCCUACCUCACCCUCUGGGACCUGAAGAGAGGCAUGGUGCGUAAGCGAUUGAAAAAUGAGCCUGGAGUCUGUUGUGUUGCCAUGACUAAUGAUGCCAGCCGAGUUGCAUUUGGCAUUGCUGCAAUAAAUAAAAUUAAGGUAUGGGAUCCAUUCAAAAGGAAGCACAAAACCAUUUCUGGCUAUGGGAGUCUACAAUUUGGGGUGGUGAACCAGCUUUUCCUUGUGGAAGAAGGAGCUAAAGCUAUUCUACUGGCUGGUGAGCUGAGCAUGUGGGACCUGAACGCGGGGACAGUCCUGUCGGUCUUCACGCCUGACUCCACCAUCCAGUGCGUGUCUCUCCUGGGUGACGCCAACAACACCAUUUUGCUCGGCUUCAGCGACGACCCCACCCUCAUCACUGUGAGGCUGAGCAACACGGGGGUCGUCAAGGCCACGCCUUGUGCCCGGCGGGAGGACCUGUUCGGCGAGUCCAGCAGCAGUGAGGAUGAGCAGAGUGGACAUUAACAGGCCAACAUCUCUGUUCAUUAUGGGAUGAAGAGAGAAUUAGCUAGGGUUGAUAUGGAAAGCAAUUGGAGUGAGAUGUCUGUUAUAUCACAUAUAUGUCCUCUUUAAUACAUAAUUAGAAUCACAGUGAAACUUACCAUAAUUGGGGAGACACCAGAAUAAGGGUGAUGGCUUUGAGCAAAUAUUUAUUUUCAACAAAAUACCUUCCUAUGAAUGAUGUCACAUGAAUCAAAUAAAUGUAAUUUAUUAUUAUAUAUUGUAAUUUAGGCAUUAUACAAUGAUGUAUUAUUUUCACGUUGUCAGAUUCUGUAUAUAAU